CUUUGAUUUUAAUGUUUUCAGAAAAAGAUCUUACCAUCGUGAAGCAUGAUGAAAACACAUACAAAUUAUUUCGCCGAUUGACUCUUCCACAACUGCAGAGUAUAGUGGCACAGUGGUUCGAUACACCUGACCUAGCACCUACCAAUAGACGUUCUACGUUUGAGGCUUACACUGCAGACAAAAUCACAAAAUCAGACAUAGUAGAGUUAAUACUCAAUAAAGAUUGGCCUCAAGGUUUGCGCGCUGUGCAGAUUGCUUAUUUGGAUACGAAAGGUGCUAUUUUAAACAAAAGAAUAAGAAGAUGGACUGUUAUCAAAGUUUUAAAAAGUAAGGUGAAACGUGUUUAAGAGAAAUGAAAAAUAUGCGCAACUAACGACUUAAUAUCUAAUGUUUAUGCUGGCAAAAGAAAAUAAUGGUAAGCUAAGGCUUAACCGAGAAGCGUCCAAAAUUCAGGAAUCAAUGGAAGAUUUCUUGUCACAAUUUUAUAACUGUUAUCUGUACACUAUGUUUGAUAAAAAGACAAAGCUUUAUUGGACACGAAUUCAACUUUCUCAGCUUGACGAUAUUCAAGUCUCUGCCAAAGCUCGUACUCAAACCGUAGGCUACAUGGUCUAUUAUCCUCAAUCAGAAUAUGUAAUGUAUACCGGUCCAUUUUAUACCAGCGACCAAACGAGUCUUAAAGAAGCUGUUUUGGAAACAUUUCAUGGCGACAGGUUGCAAAUUCAAACUCUUAAAAGUGAUGCUGUGCAGUACUUGCAACAUGUGGUUUAUGACAAGCGAUCAAAAGAGCAAUUUGCUCAUUUAUUGAUUCAACAGCAGCAACAACAAUUACAAGCGCAGUAUGACGAUGAAGAAGAAGAAAUGGAUAACGGGAGCGAGGGAGCUAAAGACGGCCUGAAAAUAUCAUACAACAGUCUAUCCUCUAAUCCACUGGAUAUUCGACAAAGACAAGAUCCUGCGUUAUCACUACUUCACAAUGAAUGGGACAUUGAAAGCGGUAUAGAUCGGGAAAAACGGUUAUCGAGCGAACGAAGGAAGCGUAUCAAACACCUUACCGAUGAAAAAGAAGGAAAAGAGCGUAUUCGCCAAGUGCUGCAAAACUUUGGAUUCGGGCAGUUUUAUGGGUCGACAGAGUUGGAUAUUGAUGUAGAACUACCGUUUGACUAUGACGAUGAUGAAGCGGCACCACAGCGACCACCGCAAACACCAGAUUCAGAUACUAUGUCAAUGGACAUAGACGAAGCUGACAAUGAAAAGGAUCACUCCCAUGACCCUGAUACCUCGAAUACCACUAGCACCUCAAACGCCAAUGGUCGACUCAAACAUAAACCACUCAUUCAUUUUCACGUCGGAUUGAAAGGUGAGAAUAUACCCCACGGUAUCAGGAACAUGAUCAGAAAAGGUCAUCUAGGCCCUGAAAUGCCUUCAUGGUUAAUCGAUAUUGGGAUCACCAGUGCAACCAAAUUUUAUGUAAAUGAAGAAGGUGUGAAGGAACUGAACGGUCUUGAGGAAGAAGAAGUAGAGGACGACGAUAAUAAAGAAGAGGAACGGGAUCAUCAUGAAGAACAGGAACACACUGCUUCGGAGGAUUACCUAGCUAAUUCUGAUCGAAUAAAUAAUGAUGAACAAGAACAACGAACAGAAGAAGAAAUGCAGCAAGACACAGUGUAGUCCAAUUACAGCAGAAGAAAACGAGGUCAUUAAGGAUAUAAAAACACUUAGAACGGCAAUGGCCAUGAUGAAACACUAUAAUAAAUGAC
This is a messenger RNA of Mycotypha africana, 1760 nucleotides long. RefSeq lists its product as uncharacterized. The record is from RefSeq and is a predicted model, not a curated record. The coding region runs from base 388 to 1671 and encodes 427 amino acids. Lineage: Eukaryota; Fungi; Mucoromycota; Mucoromycetes; Mucorales; Mycotyphaceae. The transcript has 3 exons. Gene Ontology annotation, biological process: chromosome segregation; CENP-A containing chromatin assembly.